Phanerochaete carnosa HHB-10118-sp is the source of this 2502-nucleotide messenger RNA. RefSeq lists its product as uncharacterized. NCBI's taxonomy places the organism in Eukaryota, Fungi, Basidiomycota, Agaricomycetes, Polyporales, Phanerochaetaceae. Gene Ontology annotation, cellular component: nucleus. The coding region runs from base 18 to 2312 and encodes 764 amino acids. Gene Ontology annotation, biological process: DNA double-strand break processing; DNA recombination; mismatch repair. Gene Ontology annotation, molecular function: 5'-flap endonuclease activity; 5'-3' DNA exonuclease activity. The transcript has 8 exons. The record is from RefSeq and is a predicted model, not a curated record.
CCAGCUUCUACGACAGGAUGACGAUCAAAAACCUGGACGGUUACCUCUCGGAACGCAAGCACCUGCAGACCCACCCGCUUUCGGUUCUUACGGACUCACGAUUGGGUAUUGAUGCCUCAUACUACCUGACACAACUCACGGAAACUCCCCCUUCACGAGAGCCGCUGCUGGCUGCUACUGGCGGGCUUCCGCUAGCCCUAACUCAGCGUAUUGAAGCUGACCUGCGCGUGCUGGAAAAAUUACGCAUCAAGCCUGUCUUCGUCUUCCCUGGACUGCUCCCGAAGCGUAAUGGAAAAUAUAACCAACAGCUACAGUAUGAACAAAAUGAAGCCAUGAGGGACAGGCGCGAGGCGUGGGCGAAGUACGAGGCAGGGCAGGAGGAGGCGGCAACCAAGCUCUUUGAGACGCGUGGCGGACUGCACCAGUGGGACCUCUGGAGGAUGGUCCUGAGGAUUUUCAGACAUCGAAAUGUGGAGUUCAUUGUCGCACCAUAUGUCGCUUGGGCACAAUUGAUCUACCUGCAACGACACCCGAAGGCAUACAUCCACGCCAUCUAUGGACCAACAGACACGCUACUCUAUCCUGGCCUUGAGAAGCUCGUCACGUCCCUCGAUCUUACGUCGGCGAACCCUACCUUCACCCAUGUUACCAAGCGAGCGAUCCUGAACGACCUCAGCCUUACUGAGGACCAGUUCCUCGAUCUGGGGAUCUUGCUCGGCUUUGAACACUCACCUCCUUUCCCGCCCACAGUGCACGAUCAGGCCUUGAAGGCUACAGUCGACAUGAUCAAAUACUACAAGUCUGGGCAUGCCGCUGUCUCCGCUUUCGCCGAGCAGCCGCAGGUGAAGCAGAUGCAAUACACCGACCAGUAUGCCAGGACCCGUUCGAUGAUCAAAUAUUCGCUCGUCUUAUCUUCAGAAGGCACUGUUAUUCCGCUCCCGCUCGCGAGCCCUAACCCACAGCCGCAUGGGCACUCGGGACACCACCAUCAUCCAACAGCGGCUGACAUUCCGGUCGAUCUUCACGACAUCUUCACACACCGCCUCCCUGACGAGAUCUACUUUUACUUAUCGCGAGGACUACUGGGUCCGCAGGCGCUCGUCUGGCUGACGAGCUACCAGGUCAUCGAGCAGCCCCCGCUCGAUAAUGGUGAGACGACGGAGUACCGUCGUUUUAUCAAGGAAGUAAUUACCGACGGACAGACGGGUCCGAGGGCCACGGCGCUUGCGCUGGUCUCGAGCGUCCUGAAUCCAUUCUGGGCUAAGAGAAACAUCGUUCCGCAGUUCUGGUUCGAGCAGAGUCAGCAGAAACCGAUCGCACACAAUUCGCAGCAGACUGUGCAGCUGGCCGAACGCGUCGUUGGGUGGCAUGUGCCGUAUUCGAUCGUGGAAGAGGAGCUGAGGAGACAGAAUUCGUCCACCAUUGACUUUGCACUGUGCCUUGGGGCGACGGUGUCUGACAAGUUGGCAGCACGCACUAAGGUCAAGGCUGGCCAGACUCUGGUGCCACUGGACAAGAAAGAUGAACUGGUGGCAAACGUAAUUUGGCGCUUCCUCGAGCUAAGGGGCUUUUUGCUUAACACACACACGCACUCGCCCCUGGCGCGGGCGAUGUAUGUCGCGAUCAAGACUGCGCGUGUGAACGACAAAUUUCAGGACUCGUUGUACUUGUUCUUGGAAUUGGUAAGGGCGGGCGUCAUGCACGGCCACCUUUGGUCUGGCAGGGCGUCUAGCGGGGGACCGAGCUUCGGAACCGAUGACGAGAAGUCAUGCAUGCUCUUAGUGAUGCGUGUGCUUAGUAUCGUCCCACUGAGCUUCAAGCCGCAGCCGUGGUCUGCGCCACUGUCACGGGAGCUGCUUGUGUUCAACUCUUUCAUCCGUUCGCUCACGCGGGCAUUGCGCACACUGCUGGAGGUCACGUCGCUGAACGCGCUUGUCCGUCGGGACGCUAAGCAGUCGCGAGAAGACCUGCUGGACAUCAACCUGUCGCUUCCCUUCCAAAGCGAAGUGAACACGGGAUUCGGCGUGCUUGCCAAGGUCUACCUGGAUGCGUUGACGCACAUCAACAACCGUCAGCGGGUGCGAGAUCCCAACGCCGAAGGCGUCAAGGAGGCCAAGGCGAUGGCCCUUGAAAUUUGCGAGGAGACGUUCUCCGGUGUUAAGAAUCCGAAACAAGAAGUAGAGCGUGGCUUCCGCUUCUGGGACGUCACGCUGACCGCCAUGCGGCAGUUGCAUUCGGAGGGGGCGGUCCUGCGGGAACUGGUAGAUCAGUUCGAGGCGGCUGAGGCGUGGCUGGCACCCAUGCGACCUUAGGUGAUAGCUGUUGAGUCGAUGACACAAGGUCGCCGCCUUCGGGCAUCAUGUUCUAAGGCUCAGGGGUCACACCGCCCACACCAUGCUUUCCCGGGCGAGCAUGGAUGUGUGAGGCACAGCCUUUCUUGACGCACAUACUGGGGCAGUACAUAGGCUUUACUUUUUUUAUUUCGCUGACGAAUUCAUCGGC